Messenger RNA from Odontomachus brunneus, 1256 nucleotides. RefSeq names its product chymotrypsin-1-like. The transcript is spliced from 5 exons. Gene Ontology annotation, molecular function: serine-type endopeptidase activity. The coding region runs from base 293 to 1063 and encodes 256 amino acids. The record is from RefSeq and is a predicted model, not a curated record. Gene Ontology annotation, biological process: proteolysis. NCBI's taxonomy places the organism in Eukaryota, Metazoa, Arthropoda, Insecta, Hymenoptera, Formicidae.
AAUGUACAUAAUAAAGCACAUUAAAAUCGUGUUUGUGUAAGUAUCAAUAAUAUUAAUAAAUGAACGUUGAAAUAUCAAAGUAUCAAAUUGAGAAAAACUUAACAUCGAGGAUCAAAAACUCGGCAUGCCCCAAUGAAUACACUGCGGCGCUUGAUAAUAUAUUUCUAAUAUAAGUCAGCUCAGCUGUCAUGCAAGGUCAAGUGCAGCUUAUAAAAGAGAAUGCUGAACUGUUGGCUAUAUCCAGUUUGAAAUUGUUUCUGGUCUCGAUUCCUGAAUUGCGACAUUCAAGAUAAUGAAGUUAGCUAUUCUAUUGGUUGUCUGCGUUAUCGCCAAACAGGCAUACGGGGAUGAACCUGAAGCUAUAGUGGGUGGCAGCGUGGCAACGCCCGGACAAUUUCCACAUCAAAUCUCUCUUCAGUACUGGGGUUUGCAUAUUUGCGGGGGCAGUAUUAUUAGCCCCACACACAUCAUCACCGCCGCUCAUUGUGUUAAAGAUAUGCAACAAUCAUCUUUGACAGUUGUAACUGGUAGUAUCUCUUCGCGCCCCGGCUACGGCCAAAGUCACGAGAUCCAGUGUAUACAGGUACAUCCAGGUCAUACUGGUCUAAAGAGGGACGGCUGGAAGGAUGAUAUCUGUGUGAUAACUCUGAAAAAACCAAUUACAAUGAGCAACGUCCAAAAUGUAAUUCCUCUAGCCAGUAGGGAUUAUGCUAUUGGAAGUUAUCGCGGUACAAUUAGCGGAUUUGGAAAGACUAGUGUAAAUUCGGGUGUUUCGCCUGACCUUCUAUUCGCUAAUGUGAACAUUUUGAGUAGAAAAGCCUGCACAGAUGCACACCCGAAAAACAGUUGGGGUGUCGCAUUCACCAAUGAAAAUCAUAUUUGCAUUUUGGAGGAGCCUGGAAUAGGUGCUUGCAAAGGUGACAGUGGCGGUCCUCUCAUUUGCAAUGGUCAACUUGUUGGUGUUACUUCUUGGGUUGUGCCCUGUGCUUUGGGUGUUCCUGAUGUAUACACUGCUGUCUAUCCUUAUUUGAGUUGGAUUAAGGAAUGUCAACAGAGGUGCUGAUCAUUCGAAUAAUCACAGUCGACCGGCGAUCUAUAUUCCAGGGAUUAUUUACAAUUUUCAGUUACUGCGUGUAAAACGUAAUAUAAUUUUGUAUCAUUCUUAUGAAAGAUAUCAAUGAUGUCAGUAAUAUUUCUAUAAGAAUGAUAUUAAAGUGUAAUCUCUUUGAAUGAUAUAAAAGAAUCAAUAAAAAAUA